AUGCCGAUCCGCCACAAACAACUACUGUUCAACCAUUUUCACCUCGUUCUACCCACGUUCCUCUUUCUUCUUCCACAUAGCACGAUUCUCUUCCACAAUAAAUUAAAAACGUUUUUCCGUUCGAAGGAAAUCUAUCCAAGUUUUUGCAGGCAGAGUACCAUCAUACACCAACAUUGUGACCAGCAUCAGAUAGAUAAUGCUUUCUGA
Molecule: messenger RNA, 207 nt
Organism: Lactuca virosa
Lineage: Eukaryota; Viridiplantae; Streptophyta; Magnoliopsida; Asterales; Asteraceae
Source: the annotation of a GenBank genome assembly